UCCGGAUAGCCCUGGGAGGCGGCGCCGCGUCGGGGCGGGGCGGGGCGGGCCCGGGGAGACGCUCUGGGGUGCAGGGGUCCUUCCGGUGCCCUCUGGCCGUCCCUGCCCCUCCUCUCUCCAAGCCAGUGUCCAGGAUGCAGACAUCAGAGCGAGAGGGGAGUGGGCCAGAGGUGAGUCCCAGCGUGAUGACUGAGGCUCUCCCAGAAUCUCAACCUCCCCCUACCAAGACUGCAGCAGCAUUUGAUCUUUUCAACUUGGUCCUGUCCUACAAGAGGCUGGAGAUCUACUUGGAACCUCUGAAGGAUGCAGGUGAUGGUGUUCGAUAUUUGCUCAGGUGGCAGACACCUGUGUGCUCCUUGCUGACCUGCCUGGGCCUCAACAUCUUGUUCCUCACUUUGAAUGAAGGUGCCUGGUACUCGGUGGGUGCCCUAUUGAUUUCUGUGCCUGCCUUGCUGGGCUACCUUCAGGAGGUUUGCCGGGCACAGCUGCCCGAAUCUGAGCUGAUGCGGAGGAAGUAUCACAGUGUAAGACAAGAGGACCUGCAGAAAGUUCGUCUUUCUCGACCCGAGGCCGUGGCUGAGGUGAAGAGCUUCUUGAUCCAGCUGGAGGCCUUCUUGACUCGCCUGUGCUGCACCUGUGAAGCUGCCUACCGUGUGCUGCAUUGGGAAAACCCUGUGGUAUCGUCUCGGUUCUAUGGGGCUCUUCUGGGCACAAUUUGUAUGCUGUAUCUGCUGCCUCUCUGCUGGGUCCUUGCCCUUUUAAACAGUACACUGUUUCUGGGGAAUGUGGAGUUCUUCCGAGUGGUGUCUGAGUAUAGGACAUCUCUGCGGCGGCGGAUGAACCCCAAGCAGCAACAACGAGUCUUUGAGAGCCCACUACUUCCAGAUGUUGGGGGGAAAGGUAUUCUUCUGGAUAGCACGCCUGCCCCCACUCCCACAGAGGACCUCACACCAGGCAGUGUGGAGGAGGCUGAGGAGGCUGAACCAGAUGAGGAGUUCAAAGAUGCAAUAGAGGAGGAUGAUGAGGGUGCCCCCUGCCCAGCAGAGGAUGAGCUGUCCCUGCAAGACAAUGGGUUCCUGAGUAAGAACGAGGUACUGCGCAGCAAGGUGUCCCGGCUCACAGAGCGGCUCCGCAAGCGUUACCCUACCAACAACUUCGGGAACUGUACAGGCUGCUCUGCUACCUUCUCAGUGUUGAAGAAGAGGCGGAGCUGCAGUAACUGCGGGAACAGCUUUUGCUCUCGAUGCUGCUCCUUCAAGGUGCCCAAGUCCUCCAUGGGGGCCACAGCCCCUGAAGCCCAGAGAGAGACUGUGUUUGUGUGUGCCUCAUGCAACCAGACCUUGAGCAAGUGACACAAGAGGCCAGGCUCCAAGAGGCAGCAGUCCUGGGGCCCCAGUAGAUCCCCACUCUCUCCACCCCUAGCCCCUGUGGCGUGUGCUGGGCGAGUGUGGCCUGAGUGCUAGGUAGGAUUCCCUGUCUGUCUCUUGCUGUCUCCAGCUUUGCUGGAGCAAUGCUGUGCUCAAAUCCCAGGGAGCCCUGGCUGUUUGCCCUGCCCUGUCCAGGGCCGCAUGGGUUCAGGGACAGCCAGGGAGUGUCCACUAGAGGGCAGCAGAGAGCUAGGACUGCUCUCAACUAGGCUUCUAUGGUCAGGGCUAGUCUGACCAGGCUUGGGGAUUCCAUGAGACCUGAAAUUGGGGAAAGUUCUUUCCUGGGGGUAUUGGGCUGGUCCCUCCACCUCAGGGAGCCUGUACAAGUGCUUGCAGCACUACACCCCAGCUCUGUGGUUUGAAUGUUCUUCCUCCAGGUACCAGCAUCUGACUAGUUUCCCAUUAGUGUGGACAGGCCUAACAAGACCAGUAGCAUUCUAGCAGGGCUGAAGUUUCCAGAUUCCCCAGAGGAGCAGU
Molecule: messenger RNA, 1904 nt
Organism: Dipodomys ordii (Ord's kangaroo rat)
Lineage: Eukaryota; Metazoa; Chordata; Mammalia; Rodentia; Heteromyidae
Gene: Zfyve27
Product: zinc finger, FYVE domain containing 27
Exons: 12
Coding region: 135-1352 (405 amino acids)
Biological process (GO): protein localization to plasma membrane; neurotrophin TRK receptor signaling pathway; vesicle-mediated transport
Cellular component (GO): growth cone membrane; endoplasmic reticulum tubular network
Molecular function (GO): metal ion binding
Source: RefSeq, a predicted model, not a curated record